AUGGGGCGGAGCCCCAGGAGGCCAGGACAGGCUCUUCUGUGCACCGCCGCCGCGUUCGGCGGCCUCGUUUUGCUGUCUCGCAGCUGGACAUUUGUGCGCCUCACAGCGCGCCCGCUGGUCCAGCCGACUGAUGCCGGCGCAAUCCUUCGGCGCUGGCCGCAGAGGUGGACUGGCCGAAGGGUUGCCCUGCAUGCAGCCACCCAGGCUUCGGAGGAGCUGACAGGGCUGCAGGAGUGGAUGGAAGAGGGCGGGGCUCUAUCGUCUGGGCUCCGCUUGGCUGACCUGCCAGGCUUCAAGUUCAGCCUCAUCGCUGGUGAGAGUGGGGUGAAGGCUGGCGACGUGCUGUUGCGCGUGCCGGCAUCUAUGCACAUCUCGCCGUCUUCCGUGCGCUCCUCAGCACUAGGGAAGCUGUUGGAGCCACUUCAGCUGGACGACAGCGCGACGUUGGCUCUUGGCCUUCUCGCCGAGGUGAGCAAGAAGGAGUCCAGCAAGUUUUGGCCGUACCUCAGGAUCUUGCCUGGCGCGAGCGAUCUUCACAUUCCGCUGCUGUGGCCAGAGGAAGACAGAAGGCGUCUCCUCGCUGGCAGCCCGCUGGACCUGGCGGCGGAGCAGCAACGACUAGGGCUCCUUGAGCAGUGGAGCGGCAUCCAAGAAAUGGCCAAAGACGUGCCCGACCUCUCCGCCGAGUUAACGGAGGAGGACUGGCUUUGGGCACAUGCCAUCGUGCUGACACGUGCCCUGCCCUUCGGCAACGAGCUGUCCCUGAUACCUGGACUGGACUUGGCCAACCACGAACUCGGGUCCAACAACACCUGCUCCAUUGGCGUGGCUGCGCCGGACGGUGAAGUGAUGGAGGCCACGGAAGAGGCUCAGCUGCAGGGCAAAGAGGCAGAGGCCGUGCUGACCGCAGGCCGUGACCACGAUGCCGGCGAGCAAGUCUUCAUCGACUACGACGGUGGCGUCGGACUCCGCCUGGCAUGGGAGAUGGUGCACACUUACGGCUUUGUUCCGAACAACAUGCCUGCGUACGCCGGCAGGCCAGUGUUCUUCGAGGGGGUCCAGGCAGAGGAUCCAAUGGCACGCCAGAAGCAGGCCUUGUUUGAGGCGCUGGGCGCGGACCCCGAGGUCUUGCAGGGAUUCUGGCAUGAGGUGAGACCCAUUCGAGCCCAGUGCAGGGCCAUGGCUCCAAAGCUUCGCCUUGCCCAUCUCAAAGAGGAGGACGGGCCGCUCGCUGCCGACCUCGCUUCCUGGAAGGCUGAGCCCAAGGCCACGCUCCAGGCACUGCAGGCGCCGAUCAGCGAGGAGAAUGAAAAGAAAGUUGCUGAGCAGGUUGUGAGCGCGUGCUCCGAUGCACUCUCGGGGCUUCCCGCGGAAGAAGAGCUCAAAGACAAAGCUCUCGUGCGGGAAACGGAGAACGAGGAGCCUUUGGAGGUUCGCACUCGCCUGGCGGCCCGCGUGCUCUUGGGCGAGCGGCUCGCCCUGGAGACCUGCAUCCGCGAAUGGACUGAAAUCACAGGCUGA
This is a messenger RNA of Symbiodinium natans, 1521 nucleotides long. The record is from the annotation of a GenBank genome assembly. NCBI's taxonomy places the organism in Eukaryota, Dinophyceae, Suessiales, Symbiodiniaceae.